Jatropha curcas is the source of this 5264-nucleotide messenger RNA. Its product is annotated as WD40 domain-containing protein. The record is from RefSeq and is a predicted model, not a curated record. NCBI's taxonomy places the organism in Eukaryota, Viridiplantae, Streptophyta, Magnoliopsida, Malpighiales, Euphorbiaceae. Gene Ontology annotation, cellular component: nucleus. Gene Ontology annotation, biological process: regulation of cell shape; regulation of transcription by RNA polymerase II; cytoskeleton organization. Gene Ontology annotation, molecular function: protein binding.
AUAUAUAUAUAUAUAUAUAUUUUUUUUAUAUAUUAUAAUAAUUAAUUUUCUCCUUAACCACUCUGGGUCGCUGCUUUGAGUGGAAGAGGCUUGGAGUUUCUUACCUAAAUCUCAGGUUGCACUGAAAAGAAAUGGACUUGUGGAAGUGUGCAUCUUCUAUUAGUAAGGCACCUUUAAAUACUUCAAAUAACAUGGUGGAGAAGGCUCAGUUUGAACAAGGAGAAAGGAAUGAGAUAGAUGUAGACCUUAGAGAAGUUUACUUUCUGAUUUUGCUUUUUCUAUCCUCUGGGCCUUGCCAAAGGAGUUAUGGACAAUUUUGGAAUGAGCUUUUGGAACAUGAACUUCUGCCAAGAAGAUAUCAUGCCUGGUUUUCAAGAAGCGAUGCACAUAGUGGGAAUGAUGAUGAUGAUGGCGUCUCUCUUCCAUUAAGUUAUGAUAAAUUGAUGGAUAGGUAUCCUCAUAUUGAGAAGGAUCAUUUGGUAAAGCUUCUGAAGCAAAUGCUGCGGCAGAUUGCACCUCCUGUGCUUUGCAAGGUUCGAGACAUUACACCAAAUGCAGCUGCCAUUCCUACUUUACUGGGAUCCGGUUCCUUUUCGCUUCUGGAUUGUGACAAAAGCGUGGAUAAGCAAGUUGAGCCUCUGCCUGCGCACCUGCGUUGGCCUCACAUGCAGGCUGAUCAGGUGCAUGGUUUGGGAUUAAGGGAAAUAGGAGGAGGUUUUGCAAAACACCAUCGAGCCCCAUCCAUUCGUUCUGCAUGCUAUGUGAUUGCUAAGCCAUCAACCAUGGUGCAAAAGAUGCAAAACAUUAAGAAGUUGAGGGGACACCGUGAUGCUGUCUAUUGUGCUAUAUUUGAUCGCUCAGGGAGGUAUGUAAUUACUGGUUCGGAUGAUCGUCUUGUCAAGGUUUGGUCAAUGGAAACUGCAUUUUGCUUGGCAAGCUGCCGAGGGCAUGAAGGUGAUAUUACGGACUUGGCUGUAAGUUCAAACAAUGCUUUAGUGGCAUCUGCUUCAAAUGAUUUUGUUAUCCGCGUGUGGCGCUUGCCUGAUGGAUUGCCCAUAUCGGUCUUGCGGGGGCAUACUGGAGCUGUUACUGCUAUUGCAUUUAGUCCCCGGCCUAGCUCUGUCUACCAACUUUUAUCGUCAUCGGACGAUGGAACUUGUCGAAUCUGGGACGCUAGAUAUUCCCAAAGCAUUCCACGAACUUAUGUGCCAAAACCUUCAGAUGCUGUUGUUGGUAAGAACAAUGGAUCAUCUAGUAAUGGACCCUCCUCGAGCAAUGGUCCACCAAGCAAUCAGAUAUUAUGUUGUGCUUACAAUGCCAAUGGAACUGUCUUUGUCACUGGUAGCUCUGACACUCAUGCAAGGGUUUGGAAUGCCUGUAAACUUAAUGCAGAUGAGUCGGAACAACCGAUUCAUGAGAUGGAUAUAUUAUCUGGUCAUGAGAAUGACGUCAAUUAUGUUCAGUUCAGUGGCUGUGCUGUGGCUUCAAGAUCUUUGUUGUCUGACACUUUAAAGGAGGAGAAUAUCCCCAAAUUUAAAAAUUCCUGGUUCUGUCAUGACAACAUAGUUACCUGCUCUCGUGAUGGUAGUGCAAUUAUAUGGAGGCCUAGAUCACGCAGAUCCCAUGGAAAAUCUCUACGGUGGACAAAGUCAUAUCAUCUGAAAGUUCCACCUCCCCCAUUGCCUCCACAACCUCCUCGGGGAGGUCCACGGCAGAGAAUUCUUCCAACCCCUCGCGGUGUUAAUAUGAUUAUAUGGAGCUUGGAUAAUCGCUUUGUGCUUGCAGCUAUAAUGGAUUGUAGAAUAUGCGUUUGGAAUGCUGCUGAUGGUAGCAUAGUACAUACUCUUACUGGUCACACUGCAUCAUCUUAUGUAUUAGAUGUUCAUCCUUUCAAUCCACGGAUAGCUAUGAGUGCCGGGUAUGAUGGAAGGACUAUAGUCUGGGAUAUAUGGGAGGGCGUCCCUAUUCGCAUAUAUGAAAUUGGACUUGGACGUUUCAAGUUGGUCGAUGGGAAGUUUUCUCCGGAUGGAACAUCAAUAGUCCUUUCAGACGAUGUUGGGCAGAUACAUUUGCUAAACACAGGCCAAGGCGAGUCCCAAAAGGAUGCAAAAUAUAAUCAGUUCUUCCUUGGGGAUUAUCGGCCCCUUAUCAGGGAUCCCGCUGGGAACGUUCUUGAUCAGGAGACACAGCUUCCUCCACAUCGUAGGAACAUUCAAGAUCCUCUUUGUGAUUCCAGCAUGAUUCCAUAUCCAGAACCUUACCAGAUUAUGUUCCAGCAACGUCGACUUGGUGCUCUUGGAAUGGAGUGGCGUCCUCCAUCCAUAAAAUUUGCUGUUGGUCCUGAUUUCAGUUUAGGUCUGGAUUAUCAAAUGCCUCCUUUGGAAGAUUUGGAUAGAAUGAUUGAACCACUGCCAGAAUUUAUGGAUGCAAUUUAUUGGGAACCGGAAAUCGAAAUCCUAAGUGAUGACAGUGAUUCAGAGUAUAAUGUUGCGGAGGAAUGCACCAGUGAAGGUGAGCAAGGUAGUUUUUGUUACAGCUCUGCCAGUGAUCCAGAUUGCAGCAUGGAGGACAGUGAUGGUGAACAUAGUCAGAGAGAUGGCCUUCGCAGAUCAAGAAGAAGCAAACACAAAACUAAAAUGGUUGAGUCCUCUGGGAGGCGUGUCAAGAAGAGGAAUAUGAAUGAGCGUGACGGGUCGAUAUUUGGAAGCACUGGAGCUAAGAAAUUAAAAAAUGGCCAGAAAGUUAGUAAGAGGAAGUCUUCAAAGACAAAGUCAUCAAGACCUCAGCGUGUGGCAGCACGCAAUGCUCUAAAUAUGUUCUCCAAAAUUAGUGGGACAUCUACAGAUAGCGAUGAUGAAGAUGACUCAGAAAAUGAUACAUCCAGCAGUGAAUCAGGGAUGCAAGAUUCAGACACUCAAAGCAACAUAUCUUAUAAAUACGUACAGAAUAUGCGAGAUAGAUAUGCAAGAGAAGAAAAUAUAGCUGAACCUCCUAAGUUCCCUGAAUCUCAAUCAAAUGCUGGAAAUAAAAAGAAAUUAGUUUUGAAGUUUUCAUUGCGCGAUACUAAAAAGCCUGUCUCUCCAAAAGACAGCAUAAUCAAUGCUGAGAGACAGAAUGAUCAGAUGAAUCCAUCUCCAACACUUCAUGAAACUGAAAUUGAAUUAAGCUCUAAAGAUCCAGGAUCAUCUUCCUCAGAUGUGUUUGGUUUGGAGCUGUCCCAGGACCAGCAUAGAGUCCAUAUUACUGGUACAGGGUAUCCUCAAAGGGUUGGGGAUGACAUAGAUGAAUCUGCAGUUGACAAUGGAAACAAAAUCAGAUGGGGAGAGGUCAAGGUUCGGACAUCCAAGUAUUCUAGAUCAGGAGAUGUGAUUCCAGGUGAUGCACACAAGGAAAGCAGGAUUGAUGUUAAUGGGGAUGAACAGUUUGAAGUGGAUCAAGACGAUGCAAGAACUGAAGCUGGUGAAUGUGGUGCACAAAUUGAAGCAAGUGAACAUGGUGCUUCUGCAAGCCCUUUGAAUAGAGCUCCUGAUGUGGGAGACAAGAUUUGGUCCGAUUAUGACAGAAACAGAAAUUUCGAUUCAUUGGAAGCAAAUGCAUAUGCUGCUGUAAACCCUUGUCAGGGAUUGAAAGAAAACCCUCCCAAGCUAAAAAGAUUAAAAUUAAGAACAAAAGGGAGUUUGAUGGGUCCACAAACUCCUUCCAACCAUACAGUUAUGAGAGCAGUGAAUGAUUUACAUCAAGGUACAUUUGAUGUAAUGUCUGAAAGUCCCCCUUACCAAGAGCAAAAUCAACUUAUGGGAAUGCGAGCAAAAAUUGAAGGUUCUAGCAGAUCAAUUUCUUCAUGCAAUAUUCGUGAAAGGGAAAAGUCACAUAAGAGUAGGGCUGAUUUAGAACAUCUGGAUCGUGUUAUGGAAGAAAAUUCUUCAGAUGCUAUGCGUAGAACAAGAUCGAUGAAGAUGAAGGCAACUUCACGGGAGCCAAAUGAUGUGAACCAUGCCUUGAGGAUGAAAGUGGGUCAUAAAUUGGUUGGGACAUCAAAUAAUGAUGGUAUUGGGCUCCUACCUGAAGGAAGUGCGGUCAAUUCGAGAAUUACAGUAAGAUCAAGAUCUGCUAGAAACAGGCGAGCAGAUAAUGGCUCAAAAUAUUUGAUUUCACGGAAUUCAAGUUUCCCUGAGAGGAAACUGUCAUGGCUUAUCUUGUCAAAACAUGAAGAUGGCUACCGUUACAUCCCUCAGCUGGGAGAUGCAGUAGUGUAUCUGAGACAGGGCCAUCUAGAGUAUAUUGAAUCAACUCACUCACCAGAAAAAGGUCCUUGGAGUUCAAUUAUGGGACACCUUAGUGCUGUGGAAAUUUGCAAGGUUGAAAGCCUUGAUUAUGCCCCAUGUCCGGGCUCUGGGGAUAGUUGCUGUAAAAUCAUACUCAGAUUUAUAGAUCCUUCAUCUUGUGCAUUUGGUAAAUCAUUCAAGUUGACCUUGCCUGAACUGAUUAAUUUUCCUGACUUUGUUGUUGAGAAAACGCGGUAUGAUGCUGCUAUCGGUAGAAAUUGGACCCAGAGAGAUAAAUGCCUGGUUUGGUGGAGGAAUGAGAAUGGGGAAGAUGGUAGCUGGUGGGAUGGUAGAAUUGUUUCUUUGGAUGCAAAAUCUAGUGAUUUUCCUGACAGUCCUUGGGAGAGAUACACGGUAUGCUACAAUACUGAUUCACACGAAACCCAUCGACACAGUCCCUGGGAACUGUAUGAUCCUAAAGUGCCAUGGGAGCCCCCUCAUAUUGAUUCUGAGAUCACUCAAAAGCUGCUAUCUUCUUUUGAUAGAUUAGAGGAGUCAGUGAGCAGAAAUCAGGAUAAAUACGGAUUCCAAAAGUUGAAUGAAGUUUCUCAAAAAUUGGAUUUCUUUAACAGGUUUCCAGUUCCUCUCUGUCCCGAAAUUAUCCGAUCAAGGUUAGAAAACAACUAUUACCGGAGCUUAGAAGCAGUGAAGCAUGAUGUAAAUAUAAUGAUGGAGAAUGCCCAAUCUUAUUUUGCAGCGAAUGCUGAGCUAUCAAACAAGAUGAGGCGGCUAUCUGAUUGGUAUUCAAACAAACUGUCAAAACUCCAUGAAGGCAAUUCUCGAUGAGAGGGAGCUAUUGUCAUCCAUGUUGUCAAAAUGGGAGGGGUUACUUAAUCUGUGAGUUACUCUCACAAUGUAUAGCCUUAUUGACGAGCAUUUAAAAUAGAAAAGGAAAUAGUCUUCAUAAUCUGAUUUUCAUCUCAUGUUGGAAACCUAAAA